UUCAGAUUAUCUUGACCAGUGGACCCGUUGACACGUACCUGCCGUUUCGUGAGUCGGAUUGUUUUCUUUUGAUUAUAUUGUCGGGAGAUCGCUUCCAGAAACUGGAGUGUAGUGAAGCUCUUCUCUCUGUGCGUGUGCUUCUUAGCAGUGCUGUUGUGAAUUGACAAAGAAUUGGAAUUACUCAAAAUCAUCAACCGAUCGUUAACUAGGACGAAUACGUAACUGAAAUUAUCCACCCGUGUAUCGAAACAGAAAAGUAGAAUAAUGCCGGAGUUUGUGAUUGAAAAACGCAAUAUUCCAGUGCUAACGAUCGCGUCCAACAGUAGAAACGGUAGAACAGGUGGAGGUGCGGAUGGAAAUGGAACCGGUGAAAAUCCGCUCGGUUUCCGCAUUACCGGUGGCGCGGAUUUUGAAAUGCCGAUCACUAUAUUUCAGGUCAAGGAGAACAGCCCGGCGGCCAAGGCGGGUCUCGCUCUGGGCGAUCAGAUCAUCACGAUCAACGGUGCGGAUGCAUCGGCCAUGCGACUAAAGACGGCCGAAUCCGUCAUACAGCAGGCUGGCGAGCAGCUGCAACUGGUGGUGGCCAAGGACGAUGAGGAAGCUGCAAAGAACCCCAACAAACCGAAGGAGACACGUGCGGUCAAGUUCGCAGGUACAGACGAUGCCAGCAAAGCCGAUGUUACUAACAAUCCCUCUGCCCCCAAGCACAAACCAGAUGCAGGACGUGCUGACUGGAUUCAGCCGCCGGAACGUAAGGUGUGGCAUCCGAUCGUUUGGCAGCAGCCGCCGCCUCCGAUUCCACCGGACGUUUAUGGCAAGGAUGCUCCUCACCAGCGGCUGAUCGCCAACAUUCGUCGGCUGCUAACGGAGACGGUCGGAAAGCCGGAGGAACGCAAGAAGCACAUCGAAAACAUGAUGCUUUCGCUGCCGACCGGUUCGAAGAAAAAUGAGGACGACGAAGAUGAACCACCGAAGCCGCCCCCGAAACCGAAACGGAAGGGAAAGAAGGGCAAGAAAAAGACGGUUGUCCGGAAGCGUACCGAAAGCACCACUACGGAUGAUGAUUCGGUGUCGCAAGAUUUGUCCGCAUCGUUGCCGGCCUAGGCAGUGGAUUGUUUUAUUAUUUUCUCGAACGUCUUCUGUGUAUCAUGCGCCGAAAUGUUCGUUAGUCUGUACGUUCUAUUGUUAUUGAAAUGUUACAUUGACACUUACACUACAAAAGAAACUAAAGGCUCAUUUUAUACAUACAUACACUGAAAUAAACUUUUACAAGUAGGAAUAGGAAACGAAAACACGAUUUCUGUUGUCCGGACUACGAUUCUGGAAGGUUCUUUAGCCGACAUACUGUUAUAAAUAAUAGUUUUCUUCAAUGUUUUCGAAUCAGUUUAUACUUAUUCGAUGUUACUUGUGGAUCUUUGUUUGAAAGAACUGUGGCUAACAGGAGUUUUACCGAAAUGUUUACGAAUAAAUCGUGCUUGUUUUAAAAAUUAA
Topomyia yanbarensis is the source of this 1491-nucleotide messenger RNA. RefSeq names its product PDZ and LIM domain protein 7-like. Gene Ontology annotation, molecular function: actin binding; muscle alpha-actinin binding. Bases 265 to 1104 code for a protein of 279 amino acids. NCBI's taxonomy places the organism in Eukaryota, Metazoa, Arthropoda, Insecta, Diptera, Culicidae. The transcript has 4 exons. Gene Ontology annotation, biological process: actin cytoskeleton organization; muscle structure development. The record is from RefSeq and is a predicted model, not a curated record. Gene Ontology annotation, cellular component: adherens junction; stress fiber; Z disc.